This is a messenger RNA of Branchiostoma floridae (Florida lancelet), 1265 nucleotides long. Its product is annotated as prokineticin receptor 2-like. Gene Ontology annotation, molecular function: neuropeptide receptor activity. The record is from RefSeq and is a predicted model, not a curated record. Gene Ontology annotation, cellular component: membrane. Gene Ontology annotation, biological process: neuropeptide signaling pathway. Lineage: Eukaryota; Metazoa; Chordata; Leptocardii; Amphioxiformes; Branchiostomatidae. The transcript has 4 exons. The coding region runs from base 1 to 1236 and encodes 411 amino acids.
AUGGCGUACAGCAAUGAGACGGCGCCGGACUACUACGACGGCUACGACGGGACCUACGACUACUUCAUCCCGGCGAACAUGUCCCAUCGCCCGCAGGGGGAGAUGCAGGUCAUCGAGGAGCUCCGCUUCAAGCUGCUGAUCUCCCGCGUGGUGCUCGGGGUCGUCUACGGCAGUAUCCUGUUCGUCUGUACCGUGGGCAACCUCCUCCUGCUGGUCGUCAUGUACAGGUUCAAGAAAGCCAGGACCAGAGCAAAUCGCCUCCUGGUCAACCUGGUGUUGUCGGACCUGCUGACGUCACUGCUGUGUGUGACGUUCAACAUUGACUACUACGUGGUGAGGGGCGAGGACUGGGUGUUCGGGGCGCCCAUGUGCGCAAUCGUCAACUACAUCAAGACCGUGAGCCUCUACGUGUCCACCAACACCCUGGUCACCAUGGCAGUGGACAGGUGCAUCGCGGUGACGUCGGGUCUCCGGACGGAGAACUGCCGCAUCAGCCUGACCGUCCCUAUCACCCUGGUGUGGAUCGUCUCGGCUCUCCUCGCCAUCCCGGACGCCAUCUUCUCCGACACCGUGCAGUUCCACGCCGCGGACAUCGCCAUCAUGGCCCUCCCGUCCACGUUUCCCGCCACCAACGUGUCCUUACCGCACCACGACAAGGCGAAGACGUACUGCCGCCGCAUCUGGAGUAUCGAUCAGCGAAUGGCCUACAGAGCGAACUACCUGUUCUUGUUCGUGGCCGAGUUCGCCAUUCCUGUCACCAUCAUGACGGUGUGCUCCGCCCUGGUUGCCCGGAAAGUGUGGGACCGGAAGUUCCCGGGGAACAUCAACCCGUGGCAGCUUCGCGCCCAGAAGCGGUCCCGCAGGAAGACCGUCCUCCUCCUGCUCCUGGUCGCGUCCUUCUGCCUCUGCCUGGGCCCUUUCUACGUCUACGCGCUCAUCCGGGACUUCUUCGGACACCUGCUCCACAGCGAGUCCACCAACACCAUGAUCUUCUACAUCGUGGAGGCCGUUGCCAUGGCAAACUGCCUGAUUGACACCCUGGCCUACGUCGCCGUUGACAACCGGAUGAGGAGAUACAUCGGGAAGCUGCUCGUCUGCUUUUCCUGUCAAUCAAAGGGCAACAACGCGGCACGGGCUGAUGCGGAGACCAAAAUGGGGAGGUCGUCCACUUAUGGAAACACCCCUAUCCAGAUGCGCGUGCGCAGGGGUAAAACAGAAGCGAGCUCGAGUUUGUAAGCGAUGCAGCCAUUGGACGACAGCUGUUG